UAAAGCCUGCACCUAGGUCUCUGUGCAUGUCCUUGGUCUCCCAGCACGCUGCUGAGCAGACCGCGAAUCAGCCCUCCCCCUGAGUCCGCAUCGGAGCGAGGAGCGCGAAAGCGCUGCCUGAGCUUGUCGGGACCGGAUAGCGGAGCAUGUCGCAACAUGGUCCCAGGGGCUUCCGUCUUUGGGACUGCAAAUGGCCCAGUUGUUGGGGUAAAUCCCGGCCGGACACAAUACAGCAUGCUCAUGUAAUUCCAUGUUGAGACGGGGAUAGAUAUAGCCUAUGAACCAACGCAGGAAACUAGUGCUUCUGCACGUCGCCAUUAGCCAGGUGCCGGCCCGGUGUCCGCGAAUACAGUCGGCUCUUGGGCUGCACGGCGUCAACAUCCACAACUUCCCGGUACGCCUCCAGCUCACUGCGCAGCGACUCCACCUGGAGCUGCAGCUUGCCGCGCUCUCGGCCACGCUCAAAGCUCUCCUUCUUCAGGUCCAGUAUCUGGUUCUUCAGGCUGUCCACGUACUUGAUGCGCUGGCGCAGAUUGGUGUGGCCGCCGUUGCUGCUCAGGAUCGCGUCCAGGUCGUGGUACGCCGCAGCGUAGUUGUCCUUGAGCCAGUUGAUCUGGAACUGGCUCUGCUCUGCAAUGAUCGCCCGCUCGCCCUCAACCUCUGCCAGAUACCGCCGCAUGACCUCGACCUCAUCGGCAUGGGUCUCCAUGUCCACCUCGCACUUCUCAAGCAUCUGGUGCAUGUGCUCGAUCUGCGACUCGUACGAUGCGCGCUGCAGCUCAUACUUUGCGCGCAUAUCGUCCAUCUCGUAGUCAAUCGACUCCAAGCGCGCCUCAAGCUCAGCCUUCUCCUCAACCUGCUGCAGAAUCUCUUGCCGCAGCGCAUCGCCGUUUCCUGGAGGAGAGCCAGCCUUUGCAGCAGGCAAUGCAGCCUUGCCACUCUGGACGCCGGAGCUCAGCAACCUCGGCCUCCAGAUCGGCAACAUGCGCUUCAAACGACUCGCGGUCCGAAUUUGCCGACUGCUGCAGGUCCUGCAAUUCGGCACGCGCCGCCUCCAGGUCCUUCUCCAGCUGCGCUCGCUCUUCCUUGGACUGCAGACUCAUGUCGCCCGCAGUCUCGACGAUCUUGCCCUGCACUGCCAUAUACUUCAGCUCCAUCAAGUCGCAGUCGAGGCGAGAGCGCCGCACACGCGCAUCCUGCAGCCGCUCCAUGCUGCCAAUAAACGUGUUGCGAACGCUCUGCUGCACCUCAGCAAGCAAAUCGCCUACUGGCGCCUCACCCGACAAUAUGAGCACCCGCUGCAGGUCGUCUGCCAGCUCAGCACCUGCAUCCAUCUGCUCGUAGAUGAUGCCGGCCUGCUCCUGCAUCUCAACGUACAUCUGGCGUGCCUCGUGCACCAUCUGCGCGCGCGCGUCCUCCUUAAUCGCCAGCAUGUCUGUCAGGUAGUCCUCGCGGAUCACAUGCAUCCUCUCGCGGUAGCGGUGGCGGUCGAUGACGCUGUGCAGCUUGGCGCGCUCCUCCCUCCACUGCUCCUUCUCGCGCGCGUGGUUCUCGUGCAUGGCCUGCAUCAUGCGAACGUAGUAGUCCAGCGCCUCUUCGUUGCCGGAGUUGGCAGU
Messenger RNA from Linderina pennispora, 1616 nucleotides. RefSeq lists its product as uncharacterized. Bases 278 to 1222 code for a protein of 314 amino acids. The transcript has a single exon. NCBI's taxonomy places the organism in Eukaryota, Fungi, Kickxellomycota, Kickxellomycetes, Kickxellales, Kickxellaceae. The record is from RefSeq and is a predicted model, not a curated record.